This is a messenger RNA of Rhododendron vialii, 1167 nucleotides long. RefSeq names its product vacuolar protein sorting-associated protein 60.2-like. The record is from RefSeq and is a predicted model, not a curated record. Bases 218 to 928 code for a protein of 236 amino acids. Lineage: Eukaryota; Viridiplantae; Streptophyta; Magnoliopsida; Ericales; Ericaceae. Gene Ontology annotation, cellular component: multivesicular body. Gene Ontology annotation, biological process: vesicle budding from membrane; late endosome to vacuole transport via multivesicular body sorting pathway. The transcript is spliced from 7 exons.
GUGGGUGUUCGUGAAACCAACAUAUGCUACUAUCGUUGGGGAACACGAAGUGCAAUUUAUCACUGUAAAAAAGAGAAGAUUUUUCGUUCUGAGUUGCCAAAAUCACAAGGCGGCCAAAACCCUUCUACUGUUUUCCGAUCGGCAUUGCUCCGACCAGUUAUCAGAUCAGCUCAAAUCCCUCAUUUCCAAACAACUAUAGUAGAAAGGAAUCAGAAAAAUGAAGAAAAUCUUCGGCGCUAAGAAAGACAAAGAACCCCCUCCUUCCCUUCAAGACGCCUCCGAUCGGAUUAAUAAAAGAGGUGAAACAGUUGAUGAGAAGAUCAAGAGGCUUGAUGCUGAACUAACCAGAUAUAAAGAACAGCUCAAGAAAACCCGACCUGGGCCUGCUCAAGAAGCUGUCAAAGCUCGAGCCAUGAGAGUUCUCAAGCAAAAGAGAAUGUAUGAAGGACAACGCGAUAUGCUUUACAAUCAGACGCUCAAUCUGGACCAAGUUGCUUUUGCCUCUGAGGGAAUUAAAGAUGCUCAGCAAACAAUGUCAGCGUUGAAAUCGGCAAACAAAGAUUUGAAAGGAAUGAUGAAGACUGUGAAGAUUCAGGACAUAGAUAACUUACAAGAUGAGAUGAUGGACAUGGUCGAUGUGAGCAAUGAAAUCCAAGAGUCUCUUGGUAGAAGCUAUAAUGUACCCGAUGACGUUGAUGAGGAUGAACUCAUGGGGGAGCUUGAUGGUUUGGAAGCUGACAUGGGAUUUGAGAUUGAAGGUGAUGGGGUGCCUUCAUAUCUUCAGCCUGACAAGGAACCCGAUAUGGAAGGGGAACUCAACUUGCCUUCAGCACCAUCAGGGCACGCAGCAGUACCAGCAGGCGGAGGCAACCACCAGGUUGAGGAUGAAUUUGGUUUACCUGCUGUUCCAUCGUCUAUGCGUGGUUAAUUUCAGGUGGCUUGUUCAAGUUUAAAAGUGUAUAAUGGAUUACUUCAUUUUCAGAGGGAUGAUGUUGGGGCAAACCAUUGUGAACAUCUUGUGUAAAAUUUGGUUUUGAAUGCCACAGUGUUCCGGCUUGUGUUGGAGGUUUGGAAACCUGUUGAAAUAAUUUGGGCUGUAUUUCGUGGUAGUGCCACUGUGGAACUUGUAUAACAGGAGAAAAGAGGAGAGAAAAAUUUGGUGGGGAA